UAGGGGGGGUCGGUGGAUGGUUUGGUGUAUUGUAGUUUUGAUCACGGGGGGGCCUGUGUUUGCAAAUGUAGCCACCAAGUUUUCUUUCAGGUUCUUUUGCUUUACUACUUAUGAUUCAAUGUUUAUUUCUUCUGUCUGUUCUGCUCUGCUCUGCUCUGCUCUGCUCGGUUCAACGCAAAAUGAAGGAAGGAAGAAAAGAAAAGAGACGAUAAUAAUAACAGCAAGUAAGAAUACAACAACGAACGCCCGAGUAGGUUACCUAGGUAGAUAGGUAGGUUGCGUAGAGGGAGGGCAAGUAAGUUGAAUGAA
This is a messenger RNA of Hypoxylon fragiforme, 309 nucleotides long. RefSeq lists its product as uncharacterized. The annotation marks the transcript as partial. NCBI's taxonomy places the organism in Eukaryota, Fungi, Ascomycota, Sordariomycetes, Xylariales, Hypoxylaceae. The transcript has a single exon. The record is from RefSeq and is a predicted model, not a curated record.